Messenger RNA from Knipowitschia caucasica, 486 nucleotides. The record is from the annotation of a GenBank genome assembly. Lineage: Eukaryota; Metazoa; Chordata; Actinopteri; Gobiiformes; Gobiidae.
AUGGCCGGUCAAGACCAGCUGCGACAAGCUCUCUUCAUGGAAAUCCUGAUGGAGGCAGGUGACCAGACUGAUAACCAAUAUCUCCUGCCCUCAUCCAUCCCCACAUCCCACCCCUCGGCCCCUCACCGCCUCGGCCCCUCGCCGCGGCUCCUGGCUCUUGUUAGCGGUCUGGAGACACUUUGUUGCGCUCGGUUAGGGACACGGAGGGCCUUUCAUGCUGUCGGGGGGCUGCCCUGGAUCGUCUUGCCCGGGCUAAAAGGCCCUGCGGCGGCCACCAGCGGGCCCCGUGCCAGGCCUGCCUCCGGGGAGUCACCUGCAGAGCCGCAUUGUUGUGACACGGCUAAUCGUCUGCGCUUUGUUCGCCGGAAAAACCAUCAAAAGUCACUUCACAGACGCGCAAACACGGAGAGAGGGAUUGUCAGCAGCCUGAGCUUUGAUUGGAGAUCUCACAUCAUUGUUGUGGAGGCUCUUUGUUUGAGCGGUUAG